CCGGUAUGCUGGGUGCUAAACCAACAACUUUCACGUGAACGUAAAUCUCGGUUCACCUGUCGCCAGCACAGCCUUCGCUUAGGUCUGCGGCAUGUCGGCGGGCACGUUCGCUGCGUUCUCGCUCUUACUGCUUACGGCAACCUCCGCAACUGUUCCACCUCCAGAGAAUGUUACUGUGGACUGCCAAAAUUUUCAGCCGGUUGUCUACUGGAACUACAGUCAACAGCUCCCACAAACUGUCUUCGCUGUAAACAUCAGUGGAUCUGCAGGAUUUAAUGUUAGCACGACUACAGAACAUCAGCAUGACCUUACCAACUUCCUCUGGAAAUCCGAGCAGCAUUACCUGGACUUUCACGUUGUGAACGUAACAGCUGUACAAGGAGCCAGUAGGUCCAAAUCGGUUGAAUCGGAGACGUUCACGUAUAAUCAUUACAAAGAAGCUAAAGUAAAAUGUAUGUUGGAUUUUCCUCAAGUGGAGCUGUCCGUCAAGGAUUUGGAGGCCACUGUGAGCUUUCUCAACCCCUGUCACUUGAACAACCCGCUGAAAUGCUCAGGCCUGAAGGAUGUCUCUGUCUUUUAUUUCAGCGUUCUUUGUGAGGAUGUGGAGCUCAGUAGUUGGACGUGUACAACGAAUCAGAAGUUCUGCAAACGUAAUUUCUCACUGCAGAAGAAGUGCUGUGUUCGGCUAAGAGGACGGCUGUAUGACAGCAGCAGCAUAGAAAGCAUUUUGUUUAAAGAGACAAGUCCUAUCUGCGCCCGCGAGACAAGUGCUCUAGACAACCCUAUGAUGGUCUUGGUUAUUGUGGUGUCGGUCCUUGGCUUUGCAAUCCCCAUGAUACUUGUCAUCUACAAGGUGUGGGGGUAUUUAAAGCCCCGUCUUGAUCUACCAAAGAAUUUGACCUCAUGGUUUUCAUGCUCGCAGUUGAAUAUCCCCGUGCUCGUUGAGGUUGUGCCUCACGCCAGCACGGGGAAACUGGUGGCCAAGGAGCCCUACAGCAGCCUCAUGCUCUUCAACAAGGAGGAUGAUGCCAACGAUACUCCAACCGACAGCAGCGCAUCAGAUUUCUCAUCCACCCCCAGCCCCGGUUUUAUGUACUGGGAAGGCAGCCUAAUAGGAAGGACAUUACAGGAUGACGACAUGGAGGUUCAGCUGGGAAGGGAGAUGGAAGAGGGGGAGGAAGCUGCGACAUUUGGCUAUGAGCGGCGGGUGAGAAUUGUGGAUAUGGGCCACAAUAAUAUGGUAAAGUGCUACGGGUCAAGCUGAGCAUCAGCCCCAGACCCCAUUCCUUUGCCGGUGGUUUGAAAAAAGAAAAACACUAAGGGUUCAUACUCACACAUUAAACAUUAAUACCCUAGAGCUGGGCUACUUGCUUCUAUUGAACCCCUAUAUUCAAUUCACACAGGCCUGUUUUCCAUCCCCCACACCAGCCUGUGGACUUUUGGGGAUAGUGUGGCAGCCCCCACCCUUUGGAACUCUAUUCCAGCAGAGCCGUAACGCUGCUUCUUAGGGCAGUUUUAAAAGACUACUGAAAACCCACUUUUUACUCAGGCCUAUGGUCUGUAGUCUUUUAAUCUUUGUUUUAAUUUUCUUUUUGUGGGGGGGGGGGGGUCCUUGAAAGGCGCUAUACAAAAGUUUGUAUAUUGGGCAUCCGGGUGGCGUAGCGGUCUAUUCCGUUGCCUACUAACCCGGGGAUCGCCGGAUCAAAUCCCCGUGUUACCUCCAGUUCGGUCGGGCAUCCCUACAGACACAAUUGGCCUCAUCUGCGGGUGGGAAACCGGAUGUGUGUGUGUCCUGGUCGCUGAACUAGCGCCUCCUCUGGUCAGUGGGGCGCCUGUGGGGGGGGGGGGACUGGGGGAGAAUAGCUUGAUCCUCCCACGCACUCCGUCCCCCUGGCAAAACUCCUCAGUCGGGUGAAAAGAAGCGGCUGGCGGCUCCACAUGUAUCAGGGGAGGCAUGUGGUAGUCUGCAGCCCUCCCCGGAUUGGCAGAGGGGAUUGGCACAGCCACCAGGACAGCUCGGAAAAGUGGGAUAGUUGGCCAAGUACAAUUGGGGGGCAAAAUCCCCCCCCCCCAAAAAAACAUUGUAUGUUAUUAUAUUAUUAUUGUCAGUUGACACCUAUGUCCUAUUGGACUUGAACCUAGUUUUUUGGCACUUUCCUGCAUUGAUGUCUCCUGACUAGAUCCUUGCUUGUGUUGUAUGUAUGUCUCUUUGGAUAAAAGCGUCUGCUAAAUGAAAUUGUAACAUUGUUGUUAUUGUCAUUGUUGUCAUCCACUGAGAGGCUCUGCUGGGAUAAUUAGGGCUGGGUGCCUCAGCAUUAGACAUCUGGGUACUCCAGUAUUUUUUUUUUUUUUUUAAGGCAUUCAAACUAGGGCUGGGUGGUCCAUCGACUUUUUAUGUUUUAUCGAUAUAUUUUCAAACAAGCUGUAGGAUGAGAGAAUACUGUUUAUAUCGAUAUAGUUUGAUAUUGCGUUAAAAUACAUAACCCGCACUGGAACGACCGGGAUUUCACUCCCACCUAAAACGACCAAGGGCGGUCAAAUUGACAGCCGGCCAGUUUUUAAACUCUAUAUUCUGUCAAGAUAAAUACCCAAUUGAGAUAUUAAUGCAUUGCAUAUGUUAGUAUGUCUGUUAAGAAACUGACACCAAAAUGAACAUUUUAACAACUUUUAAUACUAUUUUUCAAACAUUUUAAAAUGGCCGCCUGUAAAUACUGCAACGCCUCGGUGGUAGUCGUCUGAAAUGGCGCCUGUAACCAGACAUGUUGGCAAUAAUCAAAAAUCAAAUUUAGAUUAUUUCUCUGCACUGGAGAACGCUAGUGUGUUUCUAGGACAGAGCAAUGAACUUCACGAAGGAAAUGAUGUGACCAAAACACGUCAUAAUUAGUGACAUGACACGCACAAUCACACGCAAAUUACGAGACGGUCAUUUUGACCGUAUAUGGUCGUUUUAGGUAGAUCUUAUAACUCUUUUGUGCAAUUGAUCUAAAACUCAAUUUAAAUACAAAUACAUGCAAUUUUAGGAGAAUUCAUGGAGCGGCAGGUCUGUAUCUCUUUUUUCUCACGAAGUUAUUAAACUUUGAAAAUUCUCAGAGAUAGGCCUAUUUUUAUUUAAU
Molecule: messenger RNA, 3113 nt
Organism: Lampris incognitus (smalleye Pacific opah)
Lineage: Eukaryota; Metazoa; Chordata; Actinopteri; Lampriformes; Lampridae
Gene: ifngr1
Product: interferon gamma receptor 1
Exons: 7
Coding region: 92-1264 (390 amino acids)
Molecular function (GO): protein binding
Source: RefSeq, a predicted model, not a curated record